AUGACAUCCUGGAGCUUCCUCCAAGGCAACAAUGCAGGAAUCAGUCUACUUCUACUCAUAGCUGCCAUCAGUCCCACCUGUGGUCAGUUGCAUGCCUGGCAGGGGCCCAAAAAGUGUCCUGACGUCUGUCCCUCGUACUACAAUGUGGUCUGUGCCAUAUACCACGGCUCCCUGCGCACCUUUGCGAGCAGCUGCGUUAUGCACAUCUAUAACUGCAAGUACCAGACGGCCUACCGGAUUAUAGCACGGCGGGCUUGUGAGUUCAUAACCGACGACCAGCUCCAGCAGAUGGAACUGUGGCCCAACAGCUGCGGAUUCAAGCAAAAUGGCUGA
Scaptodrosophila lebanonensis is the source of this 333-nucleotide messenger RNA. RefSeq lists its product as uncharacterized. The coding region runs from base 1 to 333 and encodes 110 amino acids. The record is from RefSeq and is a predicted model, not a curated record. Lineage: Eukaryota; Metazoa; Arthropoda; Insecta; Diptera; Drosophilidae. Gene Ontology annotation, molecular function: protein binding. The transcript is spliced from 3 exons.